CCUCAGCACACAGACAGUCAAGGCUGUUCCGCUCUGAGAGUGCAAGCUCCCGUUGCUCUGCUGGUCCUGUUUGUGUUGGCAAUGGCUGGGAUUUGAUCUCGAGAAAACAAAGUGCUACAGUCUCCGCUGCGGCUUGCUUGCUUCUCUCCCCUUCUCUCCUCCUCUUCUCCCCAGCUGCCCUAAAGGGGAAAAAAAAGAUGGGUUUAACUGCUUCAUCACUGAAGUAGUAGAAGUACCAAGUCAUUGAUGGAAUGUCCUGAGGAUUGGCAGAGAGAAAGAAGAAAAGCCUUCUUAAUAUCACAGCAGUAAAGUUGGGUGGUAUGUUUUUGAAGCCCUGAAAUUCUCCUAUCCCCCUCCCCCCCAAAAAGAAUACCUAAAUUCAUCAGUGCACCUGAGAGGAUCCCUGGAUGCUCUGCCCAGCAGCUUAAAAUCAGUUGCAUGUGGAUUAUGGGUACAACUGCCAGCACAGCUCAGCAGACAGUGGCAACAGCAACAUUUGAGAACAUUCACGGCAACGGAACCAUGGAUGACCACAAUUCUCUCAGCAUCCACUCCUUCCAGACGGUUGGCCUUCACAACAACAAAGCCAAGUCUAUUAUUACCAAUAAAGUGGCACCUGUAGUCAUUACGUACAACUGCAGAGAGGAGUUUCAGAUUCAUGAUGACCUCUUGAAAGCUGGCUAUACUGUUGGGCGCAUUACAGAGUCCACUCCAGAGCACUAUCUUGUACAGGGGAAAUAUUUUAUGGUCCGUGAUGUAUACAGCAAAUUAGACGUCUUGAACACUGCCAGCAGCUGUGGUGCACCAAACUUUCGACAGGCCAAAGGGGGAUAUUCCGUGUUUGGCAUGGGACAGCCCAGCUUGGGUGGAUUCAAACAGAUUCUGCAGAAACUCCAGAAUGAGGGUCAUAAGGAAUGCAUUAUGUUCUGUGUUCGCGAGGAACCUGUGCUUUUUUUGCCUUUGGACAAUGACUUUAUGCCCUACACCCCUAGAGGAAAAGAGAACCUGCAUGAAAAUCUACAUAGCCUGCAGAGAGGUGUCAAAGUAGAAAACCUGGAGCUUUCUAUUCGAAAAGAGAUACAUGACUUUGCCCAGCUCAGUGAGAACACAUAUUACGUCUACAAUGAUAUUGAGCAUUUCAAAGAUGAGCCACAUUCAGUGUGUAUCCACUGUGAAGAAGACAUCCAUGUGACCGAGGAAGUAUACAAGAGACCGGUCUUCCUGCUGCCAUCUUACAGGUACCAUCGGCUGCCUUUACCUGUAGAAGGAGCUCCUUUAGAAGCUCAGCUUGAUGCUUUCCUCAGUUUCCUCAGGGAAAGUCCAAACCUACUUCUUCUCCAAGACCCCAGCAGGCCUCCUCCUGCUCUCCUCUUCAGCUGCCAAACAGGAGUUGGAAGGACCAACUUAGCCAUGAUCUUAGCUACACUGGUACUUUAUCACCGCAAGGGUGGUCUGCAAAAGCAAGAUCAUAGCCUUCUGCAGUCCAGUAAAUUCUUGCCCAGGGAUCGAUUUCAAAUUAUUCAAAACUUUAUUGGCACAGUAUCAAAAGGACAGCAAAUAGUGGAGGAGGUAGAUGCUGCCAUCUCUGUUUGUUCAGAAAUGCAUGACAUGAGGGAAGCUAUCUAUGAGAAUAAGAAGAAAUUGGAAGCGAUUGGAGAAGAUUACCAGAGCCAGGCAAACAGCACCAAAGAGUAUUUCCUUCAGAGGACACUACAGAGCCUUGAGCGCUAUUUCUACUUGAUAGCUUUCAACUAUUAUCUUCACGAACAGUACCCCCUAGCUUUUGCUCUCGAUUUCAGCAGAUGGAUGUGCAGGCACCCUGAGCUGUACAGGCUUCAUGCAAACAUGAACUUGUCAGAGCUGACCAUCACAGGGGAGCAAAUCACAAAAGGGGCACGAGUACUGGUGGUGGAUGAUCGGUUUUCUCCAGAUGUACUCAGCACAGUCAAAGAGAUGAGAGUGGCCAAUUUCCGGAGGGUUCCCAAGAUGCCUGUGUAUGGGAUGGCUCAGCCAAGCUCCAAGGCUAUUGGGAGUGUCUUAAACUACCUGACAGAUGCAAAGAGGAAAUAUUCCCACAUCUUGUGGGUUAAUCUUCGUGAAGAGGUGGUUCUGGAGGGGAAUGAGCAAACUUACACUCUCAGGGAAGUUUGCAAUCUGGAUCAGCAGAUAACCGUUCCAGUAAUGUCACCUGACCAGCUAGAGAAAUUGGAAUCUGUCUUGAAGAAUGACUUGCUUAAAUCUCAGAAAUGGAUUGAAGUUUAUCUGGAACAGGAGAAGCAGAUGAAAAUGUUUAAAACCUGCCUGACGAUGCAGGAAGUAUUUAAUCAACAUAAGAGCACCUGCCAAGGGUUGGCAUACAAACGUAUCCCAAUUCCAGACUUCUGUGCUCCCAAGGAAAAGAACUUUGAUCAGCUGUUAGAAGCAAUGAAGGCUGCUCUGGCUGAAGACAGCCACAAAGCUUUUGUGUUCAACUGUCACAGUGGUAGAGGAAGAACCACCACAGCCAUGGUUAUUGCUGUCCUCACCCUUUGGCAUUUUAAUGGAAUCCCUGAAAUAGUCGAGGACGAAAUUGUGAGUGUGCCUGAUGCCAAGUACACUAAAGGAGAGUUUGAGGUGGUAAUGAAGAUUGUCCAGCUAUUGCCGGAAGGACACCGAAUGAAGAAGGAGGUAGACAUGGCACUGGAUACUGUGAGUGAGACAAUGACACCCAUGCACUAUCAUCUGAGGGAAAUCAUCAUAUGCACCUACAGACAGGGGAAAGCAGCUAAGGAUGAAAAGGAGAUGCGGACAUUGAACCUGAGGAGCCUGCAGUAUUUGGAACGCUAUAUCUAUCUCAUCCUCUUCAAUGCAUAUCUUCAUUUGGAGAAAAAGGACUCUUGGCAGAGACCUUUUAGCAUCUGGAUGCAAGAGGUAGCAGCUAAGGCUGGAGUCUAUGAGAUCCUGAACCACUUGGGGUUUACAGAAUUUGAAGAUCUACAGGACAAACGACUCUCUCAACUUCGCUACCGCUGGCAGGAGCAAAGCCGUAACUCCCUCCCCUUCCGAGGAGAAUUCAUUUAGGACUCAGCUUUACAAAGGGCAUUGAGGAGUGCAGCAUUUCUUCCAGAUGUGUCUGAAUCACACACAUUCUCGGCUUUUCUUGUGGAUAUUUGUGGUUGUUGGUUUUUUUUUUUUAAAUGCAUAUAUAAAUAUGAAUAUAAAUAAAUAAUAUGGAGACAUGUGCCUUAAGGAAGGACUGUGAUUCCAUGAAGAAGAAAAAGUUAAACUGCUUUGAAGACAUUUUUAUAGUGGUCUUUCAGACACAAUAAAAUAAAUUAAACAAAUUUAGACAAA
This is a messenger RNA of Sceloporus undulatus (fence lizard), 3333 nucleotides long. It is a transcript of the gene PALD1, whose product is annotated as phosphatase domain containing paladin 1. Lineage: Eukaryota; Metazoa; Chordata; Lepidosauria; Squamata; Phrynosomatidae. The record is from RefSeq and is a predicted model, not a curated record. The transcript is spliced from 20 exons. Bases 439 to 3060 code for a protein of 873 amino acids.